This is a messenger RNA of Dipodomys spectabilis (banner-tailed kangaroo rat), 1054 nucleotides long. It is a transcript of the gene Faxdc2, whose product is annotated as fatty acid hydroxylase domain containing 2. The transcript is spliced from 8 exons. Bases 54 to 983 code for a protein of 309 amino acids. NCBI's taxonomy places the organism in Eukaryota, Metazoa, Chordata, Mammalia, Rodentia, Heteromyidae. The record is from RefSeq and is a predicted model, not a curated record. Gene Ontology annotation, molecular function: iron ion binding; C-4 methylsterol oxidase activity. Gene Ontology annotation, biological process: sterol biosynthetic process.
AGCAGGGGACAGGAGGGAGCCUUGCAGAGUCUCACAAUUGCUUGUGAGGUUCCAUGAAGAGAACUGCUUUUAUCCUGGGCUCUGGGCUCCUCUUGUUUGUGGCCUUCUGGAAUUCGGUCCCAUGGCAUCUUCAGAGAUUUUGGGGUGCUUCUGGCUACUUUUGGCAAGCCCAAUGGGAGAGAAUACUGUCCACAUUUGGAGACAAAGAGCUGAUCCUCUUCUUUACAGGGUCCGGCCUCAUACCCGCACUGAUCUUCUGGGCCUUCAGUGGGAUCCUAUUGGUGGUGGACACAACUGGAAAACUGAAUUUCAUCUCCCGCUACCGGAUUCAAGUUGGCAAGAAUGAACCUGUGGACCCUGUGAAACUACGUCAGUCUAUCUACACAAUUCUUUUCAAUCAAUAUGUGAUCACUUGCCCUAUGCUGGUCGCCCUCUAUCUCUUGCUCAAAUUGUGGGCAGACCCCUGCCACCGAGAGCUACCCACUUUCUACCGGUUCCUCCAGGAACUGGCAGUCUUCAUCAUAAUAGAGGAAGUUCUGUUCUAUUACUCACACCGGCUCUUUCACCACCCAACAUUCUACAAGAAAAUUCACAAGAAACACCAUGAGUGGACAGCCCCCAUUGGCAUGAUCUCUUUGUAUGCCCACCCCAUAGAACAUGUGGUUUCCAAUAUGCUGCCUGCCAUAAUGGGUCCCUUAGUCAUGGGCUCCCACCUGUCCUCCAUCACUGUGUGGUUUUCCUUGGCCGUAAUCCACACUAUCAUCUCCCAUUGUGGCUACCACCUGCCCUUCCUGCCUUCCCCUGAAUUCCACGACUACCACCAUCUCAAGUUCAAUCAGUGCUACGGAGUGUUGGGGGUGCUAGAUCACUUGCAUGGGACGGACAAAAAGUUUAAGCAGACCAAGGCCUAUGAAAGACAUGUUCUCCUGCUGGGCUUCACACCCCUGUCUGAGAGCAUUCCCGACUCACCAAAAAAAGAUUGAGGGUCCUAGUGCGCUCCUGCCUAUCCACUCUACAGCAGGAUUCUGGGACAGCCUGAGGUCUUAGAAUUGCA